This is a messenger RNA of Cokeromyces recurvatus, 2897 nucleotides long. Its product is annotated as nuclear condensing complex subunit. The record is from RefSeq and is a predicted model, not a curated record. Bases 87 to 2897 code for a protein of 936 amino acids. Gene Ontology annotation, cellular component: condensin complex; condensed chromosome. Lineage: Eukaryota; Fungi; Mucoromycota; Mucoromycetes; Mucorales; Mucoraceae. Gene Ontology annotation, biological process: mitotic chromosome condensation. The transcript has 14 exons.
UUUUUUCUUGCCAACAUAUCAUAAUUGUAUUAAAAUAUGACUAGAAGAAAAAUCACCAAGAUCCCAACAUUUUAGAGAAAUCAACUAUGGAAAAAGAAGUUGCACUUGCAUCUAUGAAGCAGAUCAUAACAGAGAUAUUUAUAGAUGCCCAAAAAUCCGAUACUAUGCUACGUAGUCUGUCGAUCCGUUUACGAGAUGUUCAAUUAGGUUGUUGCUUAAAUUCACCAAAAAUGAUGGGUCAGCCUGAAGACAUUAACUUUGAAGGUGAAGCCGACUUCAUCAAAUAUAUCUUUAAAAUGGUUAAUGUUGUCAUCAAAGCAAAAAGAAAAGAUCCUAUAGCUGAUCGCGUACAAAGAUUUAUUGCUGGAUUUAUACAUUAUAUUCAAACUAAAGAUGAGGAGGCUAAAACAAAAGCAAAGGCAAAAAGAAAAUCAGAACAAGAACAGAUGGAUAAAAUGGAUCAUGAUCAUCCAGAAGAGAACAAUAACAGCGAGCAAUCAGUUAAUAAUGACAAUGAAGAUGAUGACGAAGAUGAAGAAUAUGAAACAAUCUCUUCUAGAUUUGUUGAAAGUUUAAUUCGACAUUUGUUUCGCGGAUUUUCAGAUUCAAAAACAUCGAUUCGAAUUAGAUGUUAUCAAAUUAUUGCUCUUUGUAUUAGUUCAAUGGGUGAACUUGAUGAAGAUUUGUAUCAAGAUUUAAAGAAGCAUUUAUUUGAAGGAUAUGUUGAUAAAGAAGCAAGUGUCAGAGCUCAAGCUGCAACAGCAUUAUGCCGUUUACAAACAGACACAGAAGUUAAUCGUUCAGAUGGACAAACGAUUCGUGAUAAACUUUUAUGGAGCAUGAGUCACGAUUCUAACUUUGAAGUAAGACAAAUUAAUGAUUUUAGAAUAUUAAGCUUUGAUCAGCGCAAUAAAAUAUUAAAAUGGGGAUUAAAUGAUAGAAAUGAACAAGUUCGAAAUUCAGCUCUAAAGAUGUUUGCAGAAAAGUGGCUUGAACAAGCUGGAAACAAUCUUAUUGAAUUUCUAGAAAGAUUACAAGCUACAAAGCAACCAGCAACAGUAUUAGUAGAUAAAUUACUAAAGGCCUUUUUUAAGCAAAGAAUCGAAGUAUUUAAUGAUAUUGUUUUGAUGAGGAAUUCUGGAAUAAUCUUUCACCGGAAAGCGCCUUGUUUGGCAAAAAUAGCUAUAGAAUUUUUACAGACUAAUAAUCUUGACGAACAAUUGGAAGCUACCUUGCCUGAAGUUACACGCCAUGUCUUUAAUUUGGAAAAUUAUUUUAAUCUUUAUCGUAUCUCAAUUGAACAAGGAGAUUCAGUGGCAACUUAUGAAUUUAUUUUAAUACAGUUACUUGAUAUAGCAUUAUGCUUGGAUUAUGCUGAUGAAGUAGGAAGAAGGAAUAUGCACGAACUUUUAAGAAAUAUUUUAAAAAUGCAUGAAUUAAUUGAUGACCAUCUUGAAAGGGUAUUGAAGGUUUUCAGGAUGAUUUCGAUUGAUGAACGUGACUUUACAAGGAUGAAAACAAUAAACCAAAAAGAAUCAAAAAACAGUGAAAACUUGGUAGCAGUUAAGCGAUCUUCACAACAAGAUACUGACCAAAAUACAUCUGUAGAUGAAGAAACAGGUGGCGAUCUUGAUAAUUUAGUGAUGCAGUUCCGUUGUUUAAAUAUUUCCAUUAGCAGAUAUUCUAAUCUUUAUGGUUUAUUAAAUGACCUUAUUGUACCAGCAGUUCAGAGUUCUGAUCCUUUGUUACGUCAAGAAGGUUUACAUUGUCUUGGUUUAUGUUGUAUGCUUGAUAAAAGGCUUGCACAGCAUAACAUUGAUUUAUUUGUUACAUGUAUUAAACUUGGUCAUGAAGAUCUAGUUAAAAUUGCAAUUAGAAUCUUAGGUGAUAUUCUCUUAAUGUAUGGAGCAGACUAUAUUUCAGAUCGUUUAACUAGUCCGGAUGAUGUUAGACAAGUUUUCGAGUUUGGUUUAGACCACGAUAACACAGAGAUUCAAUCACUGACUACACAAGCCUUAUGCAAAUUAAUGUUGUUUAAUAGAUAUGGUGAUGAUGAGUUGCUUAGGCUCAUGGUUCUUUUAUACUUUUUCCCUAAAACUGUGAUAAAUGAUUUUAACAAUACAAUUCAUCAAUCUAUCCCAGCAUUAGAAGAGCUUUGCAAUAUUUAUGGUGAUUUAGAAAAAGAUGAAACAAUGACUAACCCCAAACAAAUUUCAGAAAUGCUAGCUGAUUUAAGUGAUCCACGUAAAUUAGUCAAAAAGACAAACCCAAAACAGCCUUCAUUUAUGGAUGAUGAAGAAAAAGAAGCUGGAUUUGAUACCCCUGGCGAACUUGCCAUUCAAGCACUUCAAAUAAUUUUAGGAGAAAAUGAAGGGUUAAAGAGAAGAACAAUGUGUCAUUUUGUACUAAAAUUAUACUUGGAUAAAGCUGAAAAGGAACAAUUAAUAGAGAUUCAGGAUUUGAUAAAGCAGAUUAAUGAGAAAAAUCCUAUCAAGUUACUUCCUACUCGAAAAGCGAUUAUGAAGAUAUCUGAAAAUAUAAGCAAUAUUCUUAAUACAAGUAAUGAACAAGAAAAAGAUUCUUUAAUAAUGGAAACUGAACCAACAACAGACAUUGAUGAAAUACAACAGCAUAGUGCUACUCAGAAUGCCCAAACAGGGGAAGUAAAUUCUAGUAGUCAUGCAUCUCCUAUAGCUACAAAUAACAGUAACGAAGGAAAUCAGAUCACAAAUAUCGAAAGACAAAAUAGUAUUAUGACCGAAGAAGAAGAAAAUAAUGAUGACAGCAGCAGUAAUGAUAGUGAAAAGCGUAAUAAUGACAGUUCUACUAAAACUGAUAAUGAGGAAGAAAGUAGUGAGGAAGACGAUGAUGAUGACUAUAAUGAAGAACAGCUCUAA